This is a messenger RNA of Cydia pomonella (codling moth), 2397 nucleotides long. RefSeq lists its product as uncharacterized. The coding region runs from base 1 to 2397 and encodes 798 amino acids. Lineage: Eukaryota; Metazoa; Arthropoda; Insecta; Lepidoptera; Tortricidae. The transcript is spliced from 3 exons. The record is from RefSeq and is a predicted model, not a curated record.
AUGGUUUCAUUUCGCAUAGUGUCAUGCCAUGACCCGACGAGUUCAGUCGAAGUAUGUGCUUUCGUAUUACAUUCUUUAACUGCUUUGCUUCCAGCCACCAAGCUUAACGUGCCUAAGUGGGCAGAGAUUGAAGACUUACCUUUAGCGGAUCCUGCGUAUACAACGCCAGGUAAGGUUGAGAUCCUUCUAGGUGCCGAGGUGUAUGCAGAAAUAUUACUCGAGGGGUUGAUCAAGAAGCGUUCAGAGGGGAGCAAUGGAACCAUGAUAGCUCAAAAUACGAUGCUCGGUUGGAUCGUGUCUGGACGAGCAGUGAAAGGAUCUGAGACUGAGGUGAGUGCUAGAUUUACUAGUAUGCAUGUUCAUAUUCAGGAAGAUGACUUAUUGAAAAGGUUUUGGGAGAUGGAGAACGAGCCUAAUAUGAUUAAAAAGGACAUGACUAAGAGUGAGCAACAAUGUGAGGACUAUUUUAAUUCAACGACUGUGAGAGAUGACGAGGGUAGGAUUGUAGUAAGACUACCAUUCGCAACUGAGGACCCUAAGUGUCAAUAUGGCAAUUCUAAAGAAAUUGCUAUCAAGAGAUUAGAGAUUUUAGAGAGAAAGUUACUGAGAGAACCUAAACUUAGAGAAGAGUAUAACAAGGUCAUGGAAGAAUACCUAAGUCUUAAUCACAUGAGAGCAGUAAGUGAGAGAGAGCUAGAGAAUCCUAAGGCAGUGUAUCUUCCUUUUCACGCCGUUAUCAGGGAGGACAAGGAGACGACAACAUUUAGAAUUGUUUAUAAUGCUUCGAGUAAGGGAGACAACAACGUAUCCUUAAACGACGACCUCCUUGUUGGCCCUAAAUUACAACAAGAUUUGAGACACAUUUUAAUGAGAGCUAGGAGUCACAAGAUCUGCCUUGUCGCAGAUAUCAUUAAGAUGUAUAGGAUGGUUCGUGUAGCAGAGGAAGACACGGAUUUCCAGAGAAUUGUUUGGCGAUUUAAGUCAGAUGGAUCAGAGCCUAUACAGCACUACAAACUACUGAGAUUGACAUUUGGGACAGCUUGCGCGCCGUAUUUGGCCGUUAAGUCAUUACAGAAACUUGCAGAGUUAGAAGAGAGUAAGUAUCCUUUAGCUGCGAGAAUAACAAGACGAGACUUCUACAUGGAUGACUUACUUACCGGAGCUGAAACUGAGACUGAGGCACUAAAAAUAAUUGACGAGAUGAAUGAGUUGAUGAGAUCUGGUGGUUUCGAACUUCAGAAAUGGAAUACUAACUCUAAACCUGUACUGGAGAAGAUUGUAGGGAAUAAAGAGUUAUCAGAUCAGACAGUGCACCUAAAACUGAAUAAUACGAUGAAGGUUCUUGGAGUAAGCUGGAAUAGGGAAACUGAUAAUUUUGAAUACACGCUAAAUUUAUCCAAAGUUCAAGAACCAAUUACUAAGAGAAAAGUGUUGUCUGAUGUAGCGAGGUUAUAUGAUCCACUUGGGUGGAUUGCUCCAGUCGUGGUUGUCGCCAAAAUCUUCAUUCAGAAGUUGUGGAAGUCAGGGUUAGAAUGGGAUUGUCCGUUAACUGAAGAGUUGGUGAGUGAGUGGCUGUCAUUCAGAGAGGCAUUGACAGAUCUUAAGCAGCUGGCGAUACCAAGAUGGCUAAACGCCACGCCAAGCUCAAAGAUAGAACUGCAUGUUUUUUCAGACGCUUCAAAGUCAGCGUUUGCAGCAGCGGUAUACAUAAGAGUGAUUGAUGAGGUAAAUGGCGUACACGUACACUUGAUAACAGCUAAAACAAAAGUGGCCCCAACAGAGAGAGAAAUUUCCAUUCCGAGACUUGAACUGUGUGCUGCAGCCUUAGCAGCGAAGCUCAUAUCUGAAGUUGGACAGGUAAUGGACGUACCAAAAGAGAAUCUACACGGCUGGACAGACAGUACAAUAGUUCUAGCCUGGCUCAAAGGAGGAUCAUCUCGUUGGAGUACAUUUGUGAGUAACAGAGUGUCCACGAUAUUAAAUAUACUGGAGUUUGAGCAAUGGAGUCAUGUACCUACUGAGUUUAACGCUGCCGACUGUGCAUCUCGCGGUUUACAACCAAGAGAUUUACUAGACCAUUCAUUAUGGUGGAAUGGUCCGCAAUGGCUAGCUCAAUCUAACUUUGAGAAAGACGACAUAAUCGUAGAAGACACACAUGAGGAGGAAAGAGUCGCAUCUUUAACUGUUGUAUCCCAUAUUGAUGAAGAAACCCCAAUCUGGUCGAGAGAGAUGAGAGACAUGUUCAACACUGCUAAAUCAUCAUUACCUGAUGAAAUAGCAGCUAUACUUACUUUAGAGCACACGACAUGGCACUUCAUCCCUCCGCACGCUCCCAAUUUCGGCGGUCUUUGGGAAGCUGGAGUUCGUAGUACAAAAGGGCAUUUGAGGAAGAGGUAG